Messenger RNA from Besnoitia besnoiti, 669 nucleotides. RefSeq names its product ribosomal protein RPL10. NCBI's taxonomy places the organism in Eukaryota, Apicomplexa, Conoidasida, Eucoccidiorida, Sarcocystidae. Gene Ontology annotation, biological process: translation; ribosomal large subunit assembly. The transcript has 4 exons. The record is from RefSeq and is a predicted model, not a curated record. Gene Ontology annotation, cellular component: ribosome; cytosolic large ribosomal subunit. Bases 1 to 669 code for a protein of 222 amino acids. Gene Ontology annotation, molecular function: structural constituent of ribosome.
AUGGGGCGCCGUCCUGCUCGUUGCUACCGGUACUGCAAGAACAAGCCGUACCCGAAAUCUCGUUUCUGCCGUGGUGUCCCUGACGCCAAAAUCCGUAUCUACGAUGCGGGUCGCAAGAAGGCAGAUGUCGAGGAAUUCCCCGGUGUCGCUCACCUCGUCUCCGAUGAGUACGAGCAGAUCUCUUCAGAGGCUUUGGAAGCUGCCCGUGUGUGUGCCAACAAGUACAUGAUCAAGAACUGCGGUAAAGAUAACUUCCAUCUCCGCAUCCGCGUGCACCCCUUCCACGUGCUUCGUAUCAACAAGAUGCUUUCCUGCGCCGGUGCUGAUAGACUUCAGACCGGUAUGCGUGGUGCGUUCGGAAAGCCCAUGGGUUUGGUCGCCCGCGUCGACAUUGGCCAGAUCCUCAUGUCCAUCCGUACCAGGGAGAGCAGCGUUGCGACCGCCGUGACCGCGUUACGUCGCGCCGCCUUCAAGUUCCCCGGCCGCCAGAAGGUGUUUGUUUCCAACAAGUGGGGUUUCACCAAGUUCACCAAGGUCGAGUACAAGAAGUGGCAGGCUGAGGGUCGCAUCGUGUCUGACGGUGUGAGCGCCAAGUGGAUCUCCACCAAGGGCCCCUUGGCGCACACCUUCCCGACUGCUGCGGACAUCACCAUCCCGAUCCCCAACUAA